GCUGGCACACCAGACGAGUCUGUCCUUCUGGAUGCUAUCAUUAGCUAUCUUACCAGACGACAAUUCGAGAGGCUUUGGGCAUUAAACAUGAUCUCUGCAACCAUUUGCAGCCUGCACCAGUGCUCAAGACUGUGGAGAGAGGGGACAAGUUCUUGUGGGACCUCGCAGGAGAAAGGAAACUCCUGAAAUGGCACAUUAAUAGUCCCUGGCCACUGUCCAGAGAGUCAGUCGGUGGCCUUGAAAAAUCAAUAUGUCUUUCCAUGAAGAGCCUCAGGGGAGGUUAUCCCUGACUACAGACAUGCCCUUCAAGACCAACUUCACUAGCCCUAUUAACACUACAUUGGAUGUUCCACCUUCCUCAGGAACUAUGGAAGACACGAUAGCCACCUUCACCAUUGGGGUGAUCUUAUCCCUUAUGUGUGUGAUUGGAGUAGCAGGGAACGUGUAUACCUUGGUGGUGAUGUGCCAGUCAAUGCGCACUGCAGCAUCCAUGUACAUCUAUAUUAUCAACCUGGCUCUUGCUGACCUCCUUUAUCUUCUUACCAUCCCAUUUAUUGUUGGCACCUACUUUAUCCAGGAAUGGUACUUUGGAGACAUUGGCUGCCGCAUCCUUUUCAGUCUUGACUUUCUGACCAUGCAUGCUAGUAUAUUCACCCUCACCAUCAUGAGCACCGAACGCUACUUUGCCGUUUUGAAACCUUUAGACACAGUCAAGAGGUCCAAGAGCUACAGAAAGUGCAUUGCCAUAAUCGUCUGGUUGGUGUCAUUUCUUAUAACAUUGCCCAUGUUAAUUAUGAUUAAGCUGGUACACAAUGAUAACAAGAGCAUCUGUCUGCCUAUGUGGAGUCGCAUGUCCUACAAGAUAUAUCUAACAAUCUUGUUUUGCACAAGCAUUGUAGGUCCGGGGCUCAUUAUAGGCUACCUGUACAUAAGACUGGCCAGGACCUAUUGGGUAUCUCAAACAGCUUCAUUCAAGCAAACCAAGAGACUGCCAAACCAGAAGGUGCUAUAUCUCAUUUUUACCAUAGUCCUGGUAUUCUGGGCUUGCUUCUUGCCAUUCUGGAUCUGGCAGCUCCUCGUCCAGUAUUGUGAAUCUCUCCCCAUUUCACCCAAAGCCAAUAGGAACAUUAACUAUCUGACUACAUGCUUGACAUAUAGCAACAGUUGCAUCAACCCUUUCCUCUACACCUUACUCACGAAAAACUACAAGGAGUACCUGAGGAACAGGCAGAGGUCCUGGAGCAACAGUGGCUACUUCCGGAACCGUUUCCAAAGGAUGUCUGGAAGGUCCAUGUCCACCAGUAGUCAACAGUGCACCGAAAGUUUUGUCUUGGCUCAAUGUCCUGCGGGUAACAACAGCUUCUGAAGGCAUUAAAAUGAGACUUAUGAUCCAGGGUGUAUCAAGAACUUGUAGGACAUACUACUUGAGUCUUUCUGAAAUCCAAGGAACCAUAUACUAUUUUUUGGUGAUUAAUCAAAAAUACUGUGAUGCAUGGGCACUCUGUAAAAUAUCUUCCUGUUAUCAAAAUUCAAUAUCAACAUGUUAAAUUGGAGUCCUCUUCUUACGGUACUAUUGGAGAAGUCAAUGCUUGACCUUGUGUAUUGUGUUCUUCUCAUUACAUGUUCUACAUGUUCUUCUUAUUUUAUUAAAAUGUAAAUGUUGCUGACUAAUGUGGUGCUCAUUAUCUAUCCCCAAGCCCUAGUCAAUGUUUAUUAUACCACUACUUGGAACUGAACCAUUGUCAUGGGCUCCAAAUUCUAUUGGUCUCCUACCAUCUUCCAACAAGAUGGCAGGACAUUUUCUAGGUGAUAUCCCCUCCAUAAACAUCUAUAGAAGGCCAUUUAGGCCCCCUAACUUGAUCCCUAUACACUUUAUUGUGUUGUAAGUCUGUGGUGUAGUUAAUUGGCAUAGUAAAUAUGCAUCACCAAGCAUAGGUUUGUCCUUCUGGUAAAGCUAUUAACUUUAAGAUAUUUCUCACCAUAGUUACUAACUGGCCAAUGUCAAGAAGCAUGCAGAAACUUAAAACUGCUAGGCUCCAAUGCAAAAUCUGCCAGUCUAAACCUACUGUACCAUGUGCCAUUGGUGUCGUCUUAUAUGGCCACAAUGACCUUUGGAACUCCUCUACUACAGGAGCCCCAGUUUGUUAUCUCUACACAUCUAUAAGUAAAACCAUGUGUACCGUAACCAAUUGGUACUGUCAAAAUUAGAAGGCCCCAACCACAUGUGAGAAAUAAACCUUGAAUUUUUAGGGUUUAACUUCUCUCUUGCACUCAUCUGCAUAACUUCUCCCAAAAAGAAUGAAAACUAUGCUGGCAAUUAACCCUUUUCCUAGAGCCAUUGGUGUGGAGCAACAAAUCUCUGGUCACAGUUGCAGUUGUGAAGGUGUCUAUCAAUCAAAAGCCAGUCAUGGUUAAAACAGAAACUAAUGGGGCGAGGUGAUAUAGUGCAGUUCCCAUUCUUUUCAUAUGCCCUACAGAACAGACGCAAGUUGCCUCUAUGGCAGAUGCGAUACUGAUUUUGAGCAUAUUUUUUAUAUUUUAGACUUGUGUGUGGUACACACAUUAAUUUUACAACCUUGUGGCUGGAAUGACAUAUCCAUCUGGUGAUGGUCAUGGUUUAUUAAGCUGCCUGGCAAACAGGCUCCAUCUUCAUGUUGUUUUAGCAUCUGCUGCCUCCAAGAAGAAUGUUUAUUGUGCUUUUUAUUGUGCUUUUCACAAUUAUGAAUUUUUCCUGUUUACAUUUUUGAGUAAA
Bufo gargarizans (Asiatic toad) is the source of this 2752-nucleotide messenger RNA. RefSeq names its product urotensin-2 receptor-like. Gene Ontology annotation, biological process: blood vessel diameter maintenance; regulation of blood pressure; neuropeptide signaling pathway. The transcript is spliced from 2 exons. Bases 251 to 1366 code for a protein of 371 amino acids. Gene Ontology annotation, cellular component: membrane. Lineage: Eukaryota; Metazoa; Chordata; Amphibia; Anura; Bufonidae. The record is from RefSeq and is a predicted model, not a curated record. Gene Ontology annotation, molecular function: urotensin II receptor activity.